GUUUGUCUGGCGCUAUGCCGGUCGGGAUCUCCCGUGGCUAUGAGCCGGGGAGAAUCCUUCUGCAGUUGCCUAUCAGUCAAAUAGGUACCAAACAUCGGGACCUGUCGCAAAAUGAGUCAGACCCCGAGCUGCGCAACGCUUCGGUGGCCCUCAGCGAGGCGGUUGCUGAGUUCGCGCUGAACCACGGGGAGGCGGCCGUGCAACUGGCGCGAGAAGCCCGUGACAUCUUCCAGGAGACUUCCGAAGGCAGAUCCGAUGCCACCCGCGUUUUGAUGGUGGCAUUGACGGAUGUUGAGUCACGACAAGAGGCCAUUCAGCUAGGUGAGGCGGCUUUGCUGGGGCUCACUUCGCCUGACAGCGAUGCAGAGAAACGCCGUCGCGCUCUGGUCUUGCAGUCCUUAGCGGAGGCUGCCGCCUUCAGAUGUCGUGGAGAGUUGAGAACAAAGGCUGUUAGCUGGGCAGAAGAGGCUAUAGCUAUCCAAAAGGAUUUGGGCGACAAGAUCAUGGAGGGAUACGCGAACUUAGCCAUGGCAUCAGCUCUGAUCCAGAAGGGUGUGAAGGCGCAUCAGCGGAAACACUACCAGAGGUCCAUCAAGGCCCUGAAGCUGGCCCUGGAGCUCUUCGCGCCGUCCGAAGCUUCGGACGCGGCGCCGGAGCUGUCGGCGCUGGCGCGCAGCGGCGAGGCAAGAGCCUUGCACGGCUUGGCCUCCGCCUGUGGACGCCUGGAGGACUUUCGUAGCUCCGUGAGCCGGGCACGCGAGGCGGCAGCCAUCUGGCAAGAGCUAGGCUACCGCAUGGAGGAGGCGUUAGAGUUAGAAUUCCUGGCGCGGCUGCAGUUGCAACUGGGUCAAUACAAGGAAGGUCGCAAGAGCGGGGAAGAGGCACUCAAGAUCUUCAUAGGUCUCAAACUCUCCAUCUGGCAGGGUGUGACCCUCCGAACCUUGGUCAAGGCUUUACUGCGUGGCAAGAAAGUUAAAGAGGCGCGAAAACUGGUGAACCGGCGCAUGGCGUUGUUCAAAGAGGCCGAGGACAUGGUGGGCAUCUGCGGCGCGCUGGACGCCACCGCGGAGGUGGUCAUGGCGGAGGGUGAUGCCGUGCAGGCUGCGGAGCUGCUGAAGGAGGCCGUGAAAAAGGGCAAGGAGACCAAAAUGAAGGAUCGGCAGUUCAGAAAGUACGAGGCCACCAUGACUGCAGAGCAAGCAAAUUUUUACCUUCAGGGGCAGAAGUACGACGAUGCGUUGCAGCAUGCCAAGAACGCCUUCUAUCUCUUUGAGAAGAUGGACUGCCAGGUCGAAAUGGCUACGACGCUGAGUACCAUGGUCAUGGCGCACCUAUGCUUAGAACAUCCGCAACAAGCACUGGAGGACACAAAGCGGGCCAUCCGGAUCUAUGAGGGGUUGAAUGACAAGAAGGGAGAGGGCUUGGCCUGGAUCAAUCAUUGCUCUGGUCUCACCAAGAUGGGAGACUUUGAUGAGGCCAUGAAGGUCGCGCACAAGGCGCGCGACAUCUUCGCGAGUCAGAAGCUGCUCAUUGGUGAAGGGCAAUCCUUGGACCAUCUCUCGAGCUUGCACAUGACCAGUGGCGACUUCGCCAAAUCUGCCACCUGCGCGAAACGGGCACGGCAGAUCUUCAACGAGGCAGCCUGUUUCCGACAAGAGGCAUUCAUGGCAUGGGCAGAGGCUGAGGCCCUGUUUGGCCUGGCACAGAGCCAAGCUGAGGACUUCAAAUCUGACCAGGAACUUCCGGAAGUUUGUACCAAGGCAAGUGAGGCGGCGGAAGAAUCCUUGCGCUUGGCGCGAGAUGCAGAUGAUGAGCUGCUGAUGAUGCAUUCCAUGCAGGUGGUGGCCAAGACAAGGAUCAUGUGCUUCAGGCAUUGGGAGGCUGGCCCCUUGGUAGAUGAAUCACUGGAGAUUGCACAGAAGAACAGCCAGCGGAUGGAAGAAGCGUCCCUGUGGUUGCUGAAGGCCCAGAUCUGCAUCUGCGAUGGUGAAGAUGACAAGGCCAAGGAGAACGCAAUCAAAUCGCGGGACAUCUUCGAAGAAGUCGGCAACGACCAGGGCAUGGAGCAGGCGCGGGAGAUCAUUGAUGGUGACUACUUGCGGCAACAGCGGGAGGAAGACGAGCGAGGAAUCACCUCGGCUACUCCCAUGGCCAUGAUGCCUUCAGAGUCGCAGAUGUACGGCUCCGGCGGCAUCGGCGGGCGCAGCGGCGGGCCCGGACCAGGCCAGCCACCUAUGGCCAUGGCACAGGCGCCGGCGCCCUCUGCCGCCGCCCCGGCAGUGCCGCCGCCCAAGGGUGGGCCGACGCUGAAGCAGAUUGAAGAGACGGUCCAAGACAUCGCCAUGUCGUUGAUCGGUGCCGAUGAUCUGGAGAUGGACGCUGCAUUGAUGGACGCAGGCCUGGACUCGUUGGCUUCGGUGGAGUUUCAGAAUACCCUGACCAAGGAAUUCCGAGGUGUUCCAAUGCCUUCUACAUUGAUGUUCGACUUCCCCACGAGCAAAGAGAUUGCGCAGCACAUCAAAGACAACUUCAGAGGUUGAGGCAUGAUGCUUAUCGCUGAGCCGCCGGGUGCAGCGUUGUUAUGGGCCGUUUUUUUUUGGGCGGGCCUCAAAAAAUAGGUUGUUUCUUGC
Cladocopium goreaui is the source of this 2630-nucleotide messenger RNA. The record is from the annotation of a GenBank genome assembly. NCBI's taxonomy places the organism in Eukaryota, Dinophyceae, Suessiales, Symbiodiniaceae.